UUUGAUGUUGCCGUGGAAGAUAGAGAGUAAUUGGUGGGUGGGAGUGGGAGUGGCCGUUAGGCCAAAGUUGCAAUAUUCCAGUUCCCUCCUAUUUCAGUGCCUAUUUAAACGCCUAAUUCUCCACUCUUUCUUUUCGCCACGCAAAUUAAAUUUCUCUAAUUUUUCUUUCUCUGUUUUUCCAUGACUAUUGAUCUAGUGAACGAACAAUCCCGAUGAAGCUGAAACAUGAAGAACCACCCAUCAAAUAUCAAUUCCAAAUGUCGAAGGAACAAUCCAAUACAAGCUUUUUUGGCCUCUCCUUCUCCUUCAUGCUCUCGCUGUGGUGCCUCCUCUUCUUCUACGUUAAGCUUCGCCUCGUUCAUGGCACUGGAGCUAUGUUUGAGUUUAAUGAAUCAGAUAAUUCCAACAGUCAUAGUCAGAAACUUUCAAUACCCUCAUACUCACUUCCUGAAACAAGUAGUUUGGCAGAAGUGUUUCGGCAAGUUUUAGGUAAUAGUAAUAAUUUGGUGUGCAAACUACAACCUCCACAAGAGGGAAAGAAACUUGAACGAUCGCAACUUCCUCAUGGGAAACUUCACCCCAAUAAUGAUGAAUUUCCAAACAUGACAAAACAUGAAAUAACCGAGGGCAUGAACUCUGCGCUUGUCAAUGUCAACAUCACUCACCGGCUUGAACCUGAUGGUUCAGUGUACAACUAUGCCUCUGAGUCCAAAGGUGCAAAGGUUGUGGCUCAGAAUAAAGAGGCCAAAGGGGCAAAAAAUAUACUCGGGAAGGAUCAUGAUAAGUACCUGAGAAACCCUUGUUCUGUUGGCGGAAAGUUUGUUGUUAUUGAGCUUUCAGAAGAGACUCUGGUUGAUUCUGUGAAAAUUGCUAACUUUGAACAUUAUUCUUCUAACUUCAAGGAAUUUGAAUUAGCUGGUAGUUUAAGCUACCCAACUGAAACAUGGAGCAUGCUGGGAAACUUUAUUGCUGCCAAUGUCAAGCAUGCACAGAUCUUUAAGCUGCCUGAACCCAAGUGGGUCAGGUAUUUAAAAUUGAGCUUGCUUAGUCAUUAUGGAUCUGAGUUUUAUUGCACACUGAGUGUUGUAGAAGUUUAUGGGAUCAAUGCUAUAGAGCGGAUGCUCAAGGAUCUUAUAGUUGCUUCUGUGGGAUCCGUUUCUGAGAUGUUGCCAACGCAUAAUGUCAGCGACGUCCCUCCUUUGAAGUCAGAAGCUGGCCAAAUUGACAGAAACGGAAAAGAAGAUGAUGGCAAGAACAAUAAUGUGGCUGCUGAGAUACCAAGCAAUGAUGACACUCAAAAGUUAGAUGCAGAAGUGGCAAAAAAUCCUGCGAUUGUGAACUUGAUUCCCGAUCCUGUAAUAGAACUUAGACAACAGCUGAAUGGUAGGAUAGCUGGUGACACUGUUCUGAAGAUUUUGAUGCAGAAAGUGAGGUCAGUUGAGGUAAACUUAUCUGCCUUGGAGGAUUACAUCAAAGAAUUGAACAGGAGACAAGGGGUUAAAAUACCGGAUCUUGAGAAAGAGUUGUCCAGAUUAUCAGAAAGCCUUGGACAAAGCAAGUCAGAGAUCAAAGAUCUCUGGCAGUGGAACACAAAUAUGGAAAAAGAGAUGUCUGAGGUUGAGUCCUGGAAGGAUGCUGUCUCAUCUCAACUUAAUGAAUUAGCCAAAGAAAACAGCAUGCUAAGAUCAGAUGUUGCAAAGGUUGCAAGUAAUCAAGCUAAUCUGGAAACCAAAGAGCUUACUGUGUUAGCAACCAGUCUGGUUUUUGUAUGCCUCGCAGUUGUCAAGAUAAUUUCAGUACACAUGACGUUUUCUGCAUCAUACAAUGCCGAUAAGGUGCGCCAGACAAUUAGAGGAUGGGUUACAUUAUUCGCAUGCUGUAGUGUAACAAUAUUCAUUAUCUUGUUCUUUAGCUAGGCACUCACUUGUGUUGUACAAUGUUGGUUCUUUGUAUAAAGCAUAAACUUGUUCUAUAGCUACUGUUUAAAUUUGUGGCGUAGUCAAAACAUUUCUUGUUACUAUAUUGCAAGAUACACUAAAGAAGGGAUUCCAGAUAAUGGCUUCACUUCCAUAGUUUGCAAUUAUGCAGGAAAAUGCUGGUGCUGAACUCCUUUUUCAGUGCCUAUUAGGUAAUUGCUUGUUGGUAGGGUGAUAACAAUUUUGUGCACGGGGGGAAGUCUUUUGGUGAAUCUGUUUUAUGGAAAAGAAAUUCUC
Molecule: messenger RNA, 2213 nt
Organism: Abrus precatorius (Indian licorice)
Lineage: Eukaryota; Viridiplantae; Streptophyta; Magnoliopsida; Fabales; Fabaceae
Product: SUN domain-containing protein 5
Exons: 4
Coding region: 213-1916 (567 amino acids)
Biological process (GO): protein folding in endoplasmic reticulum
Cellular component (GO): membrane; cytoplasm
Source: RefSeq, a predicted model, not a curated record